Molecule: messenger RNA, 699 nt
Organism: Orycteropus afer afer
Lineage: Eukaryota; Metazoa; Chordata; Mammalia; Tubulidentata; Orycteropodidae
Gene: DDIT4
Product: DNA damage inducible transcript 4
Exons: 2
Coding region: 1-699 (232 amino acids)
Biological process (GO): negative regulation of TOR signaling; response to hypoxia; apoptotic process
Cellular component (GO): cytoplasm
Molecular function (GO): 14-3-3 protein binding
Source: RefSeq, a predicted model, not a curated record
AUGCCUAGCCUCUGGGACCGCUUCUCGUCGUCGUCCUUCUCUUCUUCGCCCCCGUCCUUGUCUCGGACUCCAACCUCAGACCGGCCGCCGCGCUCCGCCUGGGGGUCGGCAGCCCGAGAGGAGGGGCUCGGCCGCUGCGCGAGCCUGGAGAGCUCGGACUGCGAGUCCCUGGACAGCAGCAACAGUGGCUUCGGGCCGGAGGAAGAUUCGGCAUAUCUGGAUGGGGUGUCCCUGCCCGACUUCGAACUGCUCAGCGACCCAGAGGACGAGCACCUGUGUGCCAACCUGAUGCAGCUGCUGCAGGAGAGCCUGGCCCAGGCGCGGCUCGGCUCGCGGCGGCCCGCGCGCCUGUUGAUGCCGGGCCAGCUGGUGAGCCAGGUGGGCAAGGAACUCCUGCGCUUGGCAUACAGCGAGCCGUGCGGCCUGCGGGGGGCGCUGCUGGACGUCUGUGUAGAGCAGGGCAAGUGCUGCCACAGCGUGGCCCAGCUGGCCCUCGACCCCAGCCUGGUGCCCACCUUCCAGCUGACCCUCGUGCUGCGCCUGGACUCACGCCUCUGGCCCAAGAUCCAAGGGCUCUUCAGCUCUGCCAACUCUUCCUUCGUCCCUGGCUUCAGCCAGUCUCUGACGCUGAGCACCGGCUUCCGGGUCAUUAAGAAGAAGCUGUACAGCUCGGAGCAGCUGCUCAUUGAGGAGUGUUGA